UCCACUCACAGAGACAACAACUUGACGACUUACUUUAAGAGUAACCGCAAACCUCUGGGUUUUGGGCAGAAAGGGGUUAACUGAACAGUAGAAAAGGCCCGCAGGGUCACAUAAAAGCCCUUUAACGGAACGGAGCAGCCGGUGACCUCCGCUCGGACGACGCUGGCAGUAAUGAAGCCCGUCCGGCUGGUUUUCCAGCAGCCCACAGAAACGCCAUAGUAACCGUUAAAAAAUACCGGAGAACAGCGGGCUCUCGUUUCGCUACCGCUGCCCCCCCACACCUUUUUUUCCUCUCCUUUUCUUUUCGUCGCUUUGUCCUCCGGUACGGACAUGCAAACAUGCGCGAGAAAAUAACCAGGGCCGUGAGAUGUGAGCGGGCCGGCUCGGUGCUGUUAUCGGUAAUAAAGUAGGAAGAGGACGGACGCCGGUUGUAUGAACCCGGGCAGAAGUCGGCCCAGCUGCUCGGUCGUUUCCACAGACUCAGAAUGAGGAAACCCAGAGGGAUUCGGAUGGUUUCUGCCCUGUGUCUGGGAUGUUUCAUUGUGGUCAUCUUCUACUUUAACAGCAGUCUGAGGCCAGGUGAGCUUUAACACAAAUACAUAAAUAACCCUGCGGUGGGAACAGAAAUACUUGUCUGUGUUCCAGUACGUCUGUUUGACAUUCAUCUAUAUCUGGGGUAAAAAACUCAAUCUGAGCCCGAUUCAUCAGAAUGUGUUGGAUCCCAACCAGAGACAAAAGAAGAACACCUUCCACUGAAAUCCAUUCAGAACAUUUGUCGGAGCGGAGCAGUGGGCAGAAAACCCGGAGGAGCCCCCUGCAGAGCCUCUAUGAGGGGGAACAGGUGGAGUCUGCUGUGGCGGCCGUCCAUCAGGGUCGCCGGGAGCUGCUGGAGGAGGCCUGUCGCUCCUACACCCGCAAACGCAGAGUCCUCAUCCCCGAAGACCUGAAGCACAUUAUUGUGGACGACCAGCACGGCCUACUGUACUGCUACGUGCCCAAAGUAGCCUGCACCAACUGGAAGAGAGUGCUCAUGGUUCUGACGGGAGUCUCCGGUGACCACAAAGACCCGCUAGCCAUCCCCGCCAACGAGGCCCACGUCCCGGGAAACCUCCGGACUCUGUCCGAGUACUCCACCCCCCAGAUCAACCAGCGCCUGCGCUCCUACUUGAAGUUCAUUUUUGUGCGUGAGCCAUUCGAGCGACUGGUCUCUGCGUACCGCAACAAAUUCACGCGGAGUUACAAUACAGCUUUCCAUAAACGAUACGGCACAAAGAUCAUCCGCCGGCACAGGCCAGACCCUCGGCCAGAAGCCCUGGAGAAAGGGGACGACGUCUCCUUUGAGGAGUUUGUGUAUUACCUCGUGGACCCCGCCACCCAGCGGGAAGAGCCCUUCAACGAACACUGGGAGCGGGUGCACUCGCUGUGCCACCCCUGCCUCAUCCACUACGACAUAGUGGGGAAGUACGAGACGCUGGAGCAGGACUCCCGCUACGUGCUGCAGCUAGCCGGGGCGGACCAGCAGGUCCACUUCCCCGCCUCGUCCAAAAGCACCAGGACUACUGGAGAUAUGGCGGCCAACUUCUUCCAGAACAUCAGUCCCUUCUACCAGAAAAAGCUCUACAAUCUGUAUCGCAUGGACUUCCUGCUCUUCAACUACUCGGUUCCAGCCUACCUCAAGUUCAGAUGAGGCCGGGACGUCUUUCAGACACAAACUUAUGGACCUGCUUCUCUUUCUGCUUUUAUGGAAAAACAUGACGUUUUCAUAUCUGAGCAGGUGAGAAAAACAAAAGUUGGCGAGGACAUCCCAUGAGCAGAUAGGAGUUUCUGACUCACGAGGCAAAUGAGAUUUUAUGGAAGACGUGGAGUUAACUGUUAGUCACUGGCUCUGAAUGUGUGAAAUGCUGUUCAAGUUUUGGUUUUCUGCUGUUUCAAAGGUGAAUUUGCACAACAGGUGAUCUCUCCAGAGCAGUGGUGUCCACACGUUUUGCCAUGUGUGCCAAAAUUGUAAGGCAGAAAGUAUCCAUUUGCCACACAAAUGUAAUAUUUUUAAUAAAAUGCUAGAUCAAA
Messenger RNA from Gambusia affinis (western mosquitofish), 2067 nucleotides. Its product is annotated as carbohydrate sulfotransferase 11-like. Gene Ontology annotation, molecular function: sulfotransferase activity. Lineage: Eukaryota; Metazoa; Chordata; Actinopteri; Cyprinodontiformes; Poeciliidae. Gene Ontology annotation, cellular component: membrane. Gene Ontology annotation, biological process: proteoglycan biosynthetic process; carbohydrate biosynthetic process. The transcript has 3 exons. The record is from RefSeq and is a predicted model, not a curated record. The coding region runs from base 710 to 1687 and encodes 325 amino acids.